This is a messenger RNA of Antechinus flavipes (yellow-footed antechinus), 1721 nucleotides long. RefSeq names its product pre-mRNA processing factor 31 (gene PRPF31). Gene Ontology annotation, cellular component: U4/U6 x U5 tri-snRNP complex; U4 snRNP; precatalytic spliceosome. Gene Ontology annotation, biological process: spliceosomal tri-snRNP complex assembly; mRNA splicing, via spliceosome. Bases 116 to 1615 code for a protein of 499 amino acids. Lineage: Eukaryota; Metazoa; Chordata; Mammalia; Dasyuromorphia; Dasyuridae. The record is from RefSeq and is a predicted model, not a curated record. The transcript is spliced from 14 exons.
CGCUUGAGGGUCUGGAGCAUGCGCGAGGAGGAGCCGGGUAGCCAGGACGUCACUUUCCCGCGACGUCUUUUCCAGAGAUCUCGCACCGGCUUGUGAGGAGGUAGUAGGCCCCAGAAUGUCGCUGGCGGACGAGCUCCUGGCUGACCUGGAGGAGGCGGCCGAGGAGGAGGAGGGCGGGAGCUUUGGGGAGGAGGAGGAGGAGCCGCCCAUCGAAGAUGUGCAGGAGGAGAUGCAGCUGGACCUGUCGGGGGACUCGGUGAAGAGCAUCGCCAAGCUGUGGGACAGCAAGAUGUUUGCCGAGAUCAUGGUGAAGAUUGAAGAGUACGUCAGCAAGCAGGCCAAGGCUUCCGAAGUGACCGGGCCGGUGGAGGCCGCCCCCGAGUACCGGGUGAUCGUGGAUGCCAACAACCUGACUGUGGAGAUUGAGAAUGAGCUGAAUAUCAUUCACAAAUUUAUCCGGGACAAAUACUCAAAGCGCUUCCCAGAACUUGAGUCUCUCGUUCCAAAUGCCUUGGAUUAUAUCCGGACGGUCAAGGAACUCGGCAACAGCCUGGACAAGUGUAAGAACAAUGAGACCUUGCAGCAGAUCCUGACCAACGCCACCAUCAUGGUGGUCAGCGUGACGGCCUCGACUACGCAGGGGCAGCAGCUGUCGGAGGAGGAGCUGGAGCGCCUGGAGGAGGCCUGUGACAUGGCCCUGGAGCUGAACGCCUCCAAGCACCGCAUCUACGAGUACGUGGAGUCUCGGAUGUCCUUCAUCGCGCCCAACCUCUCCCUCAUCAUCGGGGCCUCGGCCGCCGCCAAGAUCAUGGGCGUGGCUGGCGGCCUGACCAACCUCUCCAAGAUGCCGGCCUGCAACAUCAUGCUGCUGGGGGCCCAGCGCAAGACCCUCUCGGGCUUCUCGUCCACCUCGGUGCUCCCGCACACCGGCUACAUCUACCACAGCGACAUCGUGCAGUCGCUGCCCCCGGACCUGCGGCGGAAGGCGGCUCGCUUGGUGGCUGCCAAGUGCACCCUGGCUGCGCGAGUGGACAGUUUCCACGAGAGCCCCGAGGGAAAGGUGGGCUAUGACCUCAAGGAUGAGAUCGAGCGAAAAUUCGACAAGUGGCAGGAGCCGCCCCCCGUGAAGCAGGUGAAGCCGCUGCCCGCUCCACUGGACGGACAGAGGAAGAAGCGCGGUGGCCGCAGGUACCGGAAGAUGAAGGAGCGUCUGGGGCUCACGGAGAUCCGCAAACAGGCCAACCGUAUGAGCUUUGGGGAGAUUGAGGAGGAUGCUUACCAGGAGGACUUGGGCUUCAGCCUGGGCCACUUGGGCAAGUCGGGCAGCGGGCGCGUGCGCCAGACCCAAGUCAACGAAGCCACCAAGGCCCGGAUCUCCAAGACCCUCCAGCGGACCUUGCAGAAGCAGAGUGUGGUCUACGGGGGCAAGUCUACCAUUCGAGACCGGUCCUCAGGGACUGCGUCCAGCGUGGCCUUCACGCCCUUGCAGGGUCUGGAGAUCGUGAACCCGCAGGCCGCCGAGAAGAAGGUGGCUGAGGCCAACCAGAAGUACUUUUCCAGCAUGGCCGAGUUCCUCAAGGUCAAGGGGGAGAAGAGUGGGGUGCUGUCCACGUGAUGGAGCCUCCCCAAGGUCCACUACCCUUUCCCCUUUUAGUUUUCUCUUGCAGUUUUUAAAGAAAAAGUGGAAAACCAAAUAAAAAUGUUUAUUGAAGGGGCUGUAA